Fusarium odoratissimum NRRL 54006 is the source of this 1291-nucleotide messenger RNA. Its product is annotated as tRNA wybutosine-synthesizing protein 2. The transcript has a single exon. The record is from RefSeq and is a predicted model, not a curated record. Gene Ontology annotation, cellular component: cytoplasm. Gene Ontology annotation, biological process: wybutosine biosynthetic process; tRNA methylation. Lineage: Eukaryota; Fungi; Ascomycota; Sordariomycetes; Hypocreales; Nectriaceae. Gene Ontology annotation, molecular function: tRNA methyltransferase activity; S-adenosylmethionine-dependent methyltransferase activity. Bases 43 to 1179 code for a protein of 378 amino acids.
CCUUCUCGGUGGAUCACUCACCAAAAUCCACCUCCCACCAACAUGCCAAAACCAAAGGGCUCCAAAAGCAAUCCAAUACAAAAUGCCAUCAACGAAUGGAUUGGCUCAGGCCAAGCUUCCAAAACAGAAACGGAUCAAGAAUGGAAUGCCCAACUCUUAAACAGCGCACCCAAGCGCUUUACCAUCUAUGAACCAAUGGUCAUGCUGCCCACAGGAAGCUUCACAUCCUUACCCUGGACAACCACAUUACAAGACGCCGGCCCAGAUUCAUGCCAACAACUCUGGUCCCAGAUCCUAGCACAACUGUCGACACAGGCAAAGGAGCCAUUGACUCAUCUCGCCGUGAAUGAAGGCAUCCCUCUACACAAGGCAGGUGAGGAGGCGGAUGAGAAUGUGAGAAGAAGUCCAAGUGGGCUGCGCACUCUCUGCGGAGAUUUUGGGUCCUCAUAUGUCUCAGCGGAUGAACCUUCCGAAGAAGAUUUUGAAAACACUUUAUGGGUUUCGACGAAGCAAAAUGGGAUAUUCCAAACCUGGGCACCCAGCUGGACAAUGUUUAGCCGGGGAAAUGUCAAAGAGAAAGCAAGACUGUUAGAUAUGGGAAACAAGACACUUCAGGGCUCAUGGGCGGUUGACCUCUAUGCUGGAAUCGGCUACUUUGUUUUCUCAUAUGCUCGACUUGGCAUGAGAGUCUUAUGCUGGGAGAUCAAUCCAUGGAGUGUCGAAGGUCUACGACGUGGCGCAAAAGCAAACCGAUGGAGCGUUCGAAUUGUCCAAGGUGAAGACUUGGCCCUACCAAACGAAGACAUCGUAAACGGAGGAGAGCAGAUUAUUGUGUUCCUGGAGAGCAAUGAGAAAGCUCUACAGAGGAUACAGUCGCUACAGGGUAAUGGCAUGACACAAGACAUACGGCACAUCAACUGUGGUUUCCUACCAACAAGCGAACCAACUUGGAGAGACACGUGGGAUAUUUCCUCUCCAGCCAGUGAGACAUGGCUGCAUCUUCACGAAAACGUUGGCGCAAACGACACAGAAACAAGACGCCAGGAGAUACAGCGCAAAUUCGACGACUGGAGCCAAGGAACAGAUCGGGCAGCCAAGGCCGAGCAUAUCGAGCUUGUCAAGACAUUCGCACCAGGCGUCUGGCACUGCGUCUUUGACGUUCAUGUUUACAAGAUCUAGCUAUAUCGUGUAUCAUGCUUAUUAUCCCAAUAAUAUCGAGUACAUAGAAUUUCAGUUUCAUCCAUCAUGAUGUCAUGCGCCCCUAUCACACACGCCCCGAGUCCCUGCCCCA